Penicillium brevicompactum is the source of this 3954-nucleotide messenger RNA. Its product is annotated as ABC transporter ATP-binding protein. Gene Ontology annotation, cellular component: membrane. The transcript is spliced from 2 exons. The record is from RefSeq and is a predicted model, not a curated record. Gene Ontology annotation, molecular function: ATP binding; ABC-type transporter activity; ATP hydrolysis activity. Bases 1 to 3954 code for a protein of 1317 amino acids. Lineage: Eukaryota; Fungi; Ascomycota; Eurotiomycetes; Eurotiales; Aspergillaceae. Gene Ontology annotation, biological process: transmembrane transport.
AUGGUUUUCGGGAACCUAGGUAGCUACCCCAGGCUGCUUGUGGCCGCGGAGCCUUCGCGCCUGGAGCUCGGUACACUCUUUGUCGGUCUCGCAUCUUCAAUCGCUUCCGGUGUUCCAUUCCCAAUUAUUGGAAUUAUCUUCGGUCAGCUGCUCGACGAUUUCAACUCCGUUACAUGCAGCGAAUCCGAUGGCGGCGGUUCAGACUCCAGUGAGCAAGGUGGAAUUAACAGCAAAAUUCUCCUGAUUGUUUACCUGGGAAUUGCUCAAUUUGUCUUGAUUUAUAUGCACUUGCUAUGCUGGACCAUGACGGGUGCCCGCCUGGCGCAGCGCCUACGUGAAAAGUAUCUGCAAAAUUUGCUUCGCCAAGAGCCUUCUUUCUUCGACAAUUUACCCGCCGGAGAGGUUGCUUCUCGAUUGAACACCGAUAUCCAGACCAUUCGCUCUGGUACCGCCGAGAAAGUCGGAAUCUGUGUUUCCAGUUUCUCCUUUUUCGUCACUGCAUACAUCGUCGCCUUCAUCAAGGACUACAUUUUGGCAGCCAUGUUGAUUUCCUUGGUUCCCGCGUACUUUUUGAUGUCUUUUGUUGGAAGUCAUUAUAUUGAGAAAUACACCGGGCGCAUGUCCGACUUUGCCGCUUCCGCCGCGUCGAUCGCCUCGGAGGCGCUCAACAACAUCGUGGUCGUGCAGGCUUUUGGUGCCAAUGGUCGUCUGGAAGAAAAGUUUUCUAAGGCGCUCAAGGACUCUGAAGGCGAGGGUCUGAAGAAGGCUACUGCUACUGGAAUCCAGGCUGGCUUCUUAUACUUCAUCGCGUACGGUGCAAACGGUCUUGCCUUCUGGCAAGGAAGUAGGCGCGUGGCAGAUGCUGUGCGCUCUGGCUCAGCUGGAGCUACCGUUGGAUCUACGUUCACCGUUAUCUUCGUCUUGGUCGAGGCAACCCUAUUGCUGAGCCAAGUCGCACCUUUCAUCCACCUGUUCACACAGGCCGUGGCUUCUUACCACAAGUUGCGUGAUGACAUCGAGCGCCCAUCGUUGAUCGAUGGCUCCUCCUCCGAAGGUAUUCGCCUCUCUCAGGCAGAGGGUGGAUUCGAAUUCGAGAAUGUCUCUUUCAUUUACCCCUCCCGCCCUGAGAUCACCGUGCUCAACAGCAUCAAUCUCUCUAUUGCCCCGAAGAAGCACACUGCCAUUGUUGGUCUUUCCGGCAGCGGAAAGUCCACCAUCGCUGGUCUUGUUACCCGGUUGUAUGACGCCACAGAAGGUCAAAUCACCUUCGAUGGCCAAAAACUGACUGAUCUGAACACACGUGAUUUGAGAGGAUUCUUAAGUCUGGUUCAACAAGAACCAUCUCUUCUUGAUCGCUCCCUUUUGGAAAAUAUCGCUCACGGCUUGAUGAACUCGAGUAACCCAGCCCAUGCGCAUCUCAAGGCUACUCUCCUCGGAACCUCCCUCACUGAUCUCGCUACCGAGGUUCGCGAUGGUCAAGAUCUUACUCUCGCCGCCGAGCGACGCGGCGCUGAUGUCGUCGAAAUUGUCGAAUUGGUCCGCAAGGCUGCAGGUCUCGCCGACGCAGAUGGCUUCAUCGAGGCUUUGCAAUACGGAUAUGCUACCAUGGUCGGCUCAAGUGGUCGCCUGAUCAGUGGUGGACAAAAGCAGAGAGUGUCCCUUGCCAGAGCUCUUGUCAAGGACCCCGCAGUCCUUAUCCUAGACGAAGCCACCGCUGCUCUUGACUCACGAAGUGAGCAACGCAUCCAGCGCGCUAUCAACAACAUCUCCACCGGCCGAACUGUCAUCACCAUCGCUCACCGUCUGUCUACCAUCACCAACGCGGACAAGAUUGUUUGCAUGCACAAGGGAGAUAUCCUGGAGGAGGGAACGCACACAGAGCUGAUGGCCCAGAAUGGACCGUACUCCGAGCUUGUGAAACUGCAGACCCUUGGAGCUGCAUCUGCAUCCAGCAAGACCGACACCACUGUUAGCAUCGAAAGUGUCAGCAAAUCUGAUGCUACUUCAAUCACAGAUGUCGAAAACGAGAAGGGCAGCGUUUCCAACGAUGUUGAGCCUACCAAAGACACCAAGAUUACCACGGCUGAAGCCCCCGCCACCGAUUCUGCCGAGGAGGAGGAGGAAGAGCCCGAGACACCACCCAAGACCCUGUGGGCUCUUUGCAAGGGCUAUGCACCCGCCUUGAGACCUCACUUGCUCAUCAUCUUCGCCGCCUUGUUCGGUGCCAGCAUGGUUGGUGGAGCCUUCUCUGGCGAAGCUGUCAUUUUCGGAAACACCGUUGGAAGCUUGAACCCCUGCAAGGGCGCAUCCGAGAUCUUGAAGAGCGGUAACUUCUACGGUCUGAUGUUCUUCGUGCUUGCCAUCAUUGAGUUCUUUGCCAACAUUGUCAGCUGGGGAGGCUUUGGUUUCGUCGCUGAGAAGAUGGUGUAUAAGGUCAGAGUUUUGUCUUUCCGUUCCUUGUUCGAGCAGGAUCUGCAGUGGCAUCAGUCCAACGGCCGGUCCCCCGCACUUCUUCUCUCGUACAUCACCCGUGACGGUAAUGCCUUGGCUGGUCUGAGUGGCUCUGUCGUCGGUACUCUGUUCUCCAUCACCGUGAACCUCAUCGCUGCCAUCAUCUUGACUCACAUCAUUGCCUGGCGAAUCGCUCUUGUCUGUCUGGCUUUGGUCCCCCUUCUUCUCGGAGCAGGUCUCAUGGAGUUGAUGGUUCUCGGUAAGUUCGAAGAACGCCACGAGAACGCCUACACCAAAUCUGUCGACAUUGGCGUGGAAGCAGUGACCUCCAUUAAGACUAUUGCUUCCCUUUCCCUCGAAGAGAACACCCUCCAGACCUACCGUCGCUCGCUCAAGGGACCCCGCAAGGAAACCCUUAAGGUCACCCUGCAAGCAAGUUUGUGGCAAGCUAUGACUUACUUCCUCGGUAACAUGGUCAACGCUCUUGCCUACUGGUGGGGUUCCAAGCAGAUUAUCAAUGGAAAUUACACCCAAACCCAGUUCCUCAUCGUUGUCUUCUCCCUUUUGGUCAGCGCUCUCCUCUGGAGUCAGAUGUUCGCUCUUGCGCCCGAGCUUUCUGCUGCGCGAUCCGCAGCUGCCAGAAUUCUCGGACUGAUUGAGAUCGGCAAGGACAAGAUGAACGGCAAGAUCCAGUCUUCUAAGGGUAAAGACGUCGAGGCAAUCGAGGAAAAGCCCACCUAUGACUCCGGCAACAUGGCAUCGAGCGUGCAACUUCGCGAUGUUCACUUCUGCUACCCUGCCCGCCCAGACAUGAAGGUCUUGAAGGGACUGAAUGUUGACAUCAAGCCCGGAAAGUUCUGUGCUUUGGUCGGUCCCAGUGGUGCCGGAAAGUCAACCAUCAUCUCCUUGGUGGAACGUCUCUACACGCCUGAAUCCGGGUCCAUCAUCAUCGACGGCGUCGAUGUAACAAAGACCACCGACGUCUCCUUCCGCGACUGGGUCUCUUUGGUGCCCCAAGAGAGUGUCCUCUUCGAGGGCAGCAUUGAGUUCAAUGUCGGUCUUGGUGCUCGACCUGGUCACGAUGUCAGCAUCGAAGAGAUCCAGGAGGCUUGCAAGCUUGCAAACAUCCACGAUGUCAUUAUGGCCUUGCCUGAGGGUUACCAGACUCUCUGCGGCCCCAGUGGUAACCAGUUCUCCGGAGGUCAGAAGCAGAGACUUUCCAUUGCUCGUGCGCUUGUCCGCAAGCCCAAGCUUCUGAUCCUUGAUGAGUCCACCAGUGCCUUGGAUGCGGAGUCUGAGAAGCUUCUGCAGGAUGGUUUGGAGAAGGCCGCUCGCGGUAUCACUGUCAUUGCCAUCGCUCACCGUCUUCACACUAUCCGGAAGGCGGAUGUCAUUUUCUUGAUUGAUGGUGGUGUUUGCACUGAUUCUGGAUCGCAUGACGAACUGCUCGGACGCUCAGACAGUUACAGAGCCAACGUCAUGCACCAGACUGUGGCCACUUGA